Cinclus cinclus is the source of this 3074-nucleotide messenger RNA. RefSeq names its product tripartite motif containing 41 (gene TRIM41). Gene Ontology annotation, molecular function: zinc ion binding; protein binding. Lineage: Eukaryota; Metazoa; Chordata; Aves; Passeriformes; Cinclidae. The transcript is spliced from 6 exons. The record is from RefSeq and is a predicted model, not a curated record. The coding region runs from base 122 to 2014 and encodes 630 amino acids.
CCCGGGGGGGCAGCGGGCGGCUGAGCUGGGCCGGGGGCGCUGCGGGGCCCGGCGGGAGCCGCGGAAGAGGAGGAGGAGGAGGAAGAGGAAGCGCGGCGGUAGCAGGGUCUCGACCCCCGGCAUGGCGGCCCCCGCGGCGCUGGGCGGCCCCGGCUCCCGGCCGGACCCAGUGGAGACGCUGCAGGAGGAGGCGAUUUGCGCCAUUUGCCUCGACUACUUCGCCGACCCGGUGUCCAUCGGCUGCGGCCACAAUUUCUGCCGCGGCUGCAUCUCCCGGCUAUGGGCCCGCGGCGGCCCCGAGCCCCCCACGGGCGGCUCCGAGGGCGGCUCCGAGCUGGAGGAGGACGAGGACGAGGACGAGCUGGAGGAAGAUGAGCUGGACGUGGAGCAGGAGGAGGAGGAGGACGUGGCCGGCGUGGACGAGGAGGAAGACGACGACAUGUGGGAGGAGGAGGAGGAGGAGGAGGAGGAGGAAGCCGAGCUCUGGGAAGACCCCGCGGAGGACGAAGAGGAGGAGGAGGAGGAAGAAGCCACGGCAUGGGCGGGGGGCGCGCAGGGGGGGCUUUACUUCGGGGACGAGGACUAUGACGAGGACGUGAUGGAGGAAGACGUGGAGGAGGAGGAGGAGGAGGAAGCGGAGGAGGAGGAAGAGGAGGACGAGGAGGAGCGGCCGCCUCCCCCCGCGUCCCCCCGGCGCCCCCCGGUUUUCACGUGCCCCCAGUGCCGCAAGACGUUCCUGCAGCGCAGCUUCCGCCCCAACCUGCAGCUCGCCAACAUGGUGCAGAUCAUCCGGCAGCUGCACCCGCGGCCCCAGCGCCCCGCGGGGCCCGGGCCCGGCCCCGCCCCGGCGCCCGGGGGCCCCCCCGAGCUGUGCGAGAAGCACCAGGAGCCGCUGAAGCUGUUCUGCGAGGUGGACGAGGCAGCGAUCUGCGUGGUGUGCCGGGAGGCCCGAGGGCACAAACACCACAGCGUGGUGCCCCUGGACGAGGUGGUGCAGGACUGCAAGAACAAGCUCCAGAGCCACCUGGAGCCGCUCCGGAAGCAGCUGGACGCGGUGCUGAAGCAGAAAUCCAGUGAGGAGGAGAAAAUCUCCGUGCUGAAGGAGCAGAUGCAGGUGGAGAUGCAGGAGCUGGAGGCGGAUUUCGAGGUGCUGCACCGGUUCCUGGCGGGGGAGCAGGUGCUGCUGCUGAGGCAGCUGCAGGAGCGCCACGAGGCGCUGCUGGCGCGGCAGCGGCGCAACCUGGGGGCCCUGGAGGAGCGGAGCUCGGCGCUGCGGCGCCUCAUCGGCGACGCCGAGGCUGCGGGCCGGCAGGACGGGCUGCAGCUGCUCAAGGACAUCAAAGGCACCUUCAUCAGGUGCGAGAACAUCAAAUUCCAGGAGCCCGAGAUGGUGCCCGUGGAUGUGGGGAAGAAGUUCCGGAAUUGUUUCCUGCAGGAUGUGGUGAUGAGAAAGAUGGAAAAGGUCUUCAGCAAAGUGCCCCAAGCCGACGUGACCCUGGACCCCUCCACCGCCCACCCUCGGCUCAGCCUGUCCCUGGACCGGCGCAGCGUCCGUCUGUCCGAGCGGCGCCAGGAGCCCGCGGGCAGCGCCCGACGCUCGGACGGCGACCUGUGCGUGCUGGGAGCGCCGGGAUUCAGCGCCGGCCGCCACUACUGGGAGGUGGAGGUGGGCGGGCGACGGGGCUGGGCCGUGGGGGCCGCCCGCGAGACCACCCGGCACCGGCACAAGGGAGCGUCCGGCGGCUCCUCGGCGGCGCCCAAGCGCGAGAUCUGGGCCGUGGGCACCAGCGGGAAGAAGUACCAGGCGCUGACGGCCACCGAGCAGACGGCGCUGGCGCCCGGGGAGCAGCCGAGGCGUUUCGGGGUCUACCUGGACUACGAGAGGGGCCAGCUGUGCUUCUACAACGCCGAGAGCAUGAGCCACAUCCACACCUUCCACAUCUGCUGCCGCGAGCGCGUCUUCCCCUUCUUCCGCAUCCUGGCCAAGGGCACCCGCAUCAAGAUCUGCACCUGACGGGGCCUCCCUGGGAGGUUCCUCCUCCUCCUCCUCCUCCUCCUCCUCCUCCUCCUCUUCCUCUUCCUCCUCCUGCUGCGCCACGCGGAGCUGGGUCAGCUCAGGAUGGGGGAGGCCCCUCGGGAGUGGGGUUGGGAUGGGGCAGGAUCCACCUGGGAACCGGGUUUGGGUUGGGAUGGGCGGAGCUCACGUUGGAACUGAGUUUGGUGUUGGGAUGGGGCAGGGUCUGCCCAUCUUCGAACCGGUUUUGGGUUGAAUGGAGCAGGGUCUGCCCCUUUGGAACCGGUUUUGGGUUCAAUGGAGCAGGGUCUGCCCCUUUGGAACCGGUUUUGGGUUCAAUGGAGCAGGGUCUGCCCCUUUGGAACCGGUUUUGGGUUCAAACGGGGCAGGAUCCACCCCUCUGGAGGUGACUUUGGUUUGGGAUUGGGAUUGAUUCCCUCUAGAUCUGGUUCCUGUUCAGUUCCUGGUGCUGGGAGCUGCUCCCUCCCUCUCUCCCAGUCGUGUCCCAGUUGAAUUUUGGGCCCUUCCCAGAUCCCCCGGGAGUUUUUCUGCGUUUGGGGCCAAAUCCUCUGAGAUUUGAAACUCCCUCCUUUCCCAGAAUCCGCAUUUCUCAGUGCCUGGAUUUUUUGGGAUUCACCCGAGCCCGCCCCCCUCCCAGCCCUGAUGUUCCCCUGCUGUUCUGCUCCUCCCCUCCCUUUCCUUGCCAUUUUUGGGGGAAAAUCCUGGAUUUUCCUCUCCCCUCUGGCACUUUACGGGGCCGGGAGGAGCCGCUUCCCCCCCGCAGCUCUGGAGCUCCCCGAGUUGGGGAUAUUUAUUUUUUCCCCUUUUUUAUUUCCAGCCGGAUCCUGUCCCACUCGGGAGCUCCCCCCUGCCCCUCCCCUUUCACGUUUCUCUGGAUUUUUGGUGGAUUUGGGAAUUUCCUGUUGGUGUUACAGAGCUCAUUCGGGAUAUUUUUGGCUAAAAAUGAGAAUUAAAAUGGAGAUUUAGUUUUAUGACAUGUCAAUAAUAAAAGAAUAAAGAAGUUGUAUCCGAGGCUCCAGGUCACAGGACCCUGGGAAGA